AUGGCAUGGACCGCAGCUUUGGUGAAGUUGGCGUCGGUGCAGCUAACCCGAAGCCCGCUGGCCGGGGGGUUCGGAAUCGGCGGCACGCAGGAGCUCCGCAUGCCCGAUGUGCACGGGAUCGAGACACUGGUCCCCCCCGCGGCACCGCAGCAGCCCGGACGCCCGCCACCACGUUACCGUAACGACGGCGCGCAACAGGAGGCACCACCCGAAGAUACCCAUCCUCGCGACCGCCCCCCGCUCUUCGACGGAGGAACGAGCAGCGAUGCGUGGGGCGUACCGGCCGGGAGUGCCACCGACCUGUUCGACAAACUGUACACAGACCGCGAGCAGGAGUUGGAGGAGCUGCGGAAGGGUGUGGAGCGCUUGGGGCUGACUGAUGAAGGGGAGAACCUUGACGCAAAAGUGGCCCGCUUGGGGAGUCAUGAUCACUCGCCCCGGGCUGCGACCGAAGACAAAAAACCCGCAGUGAACUGCAACUUUCCGAACGAUCCACGACUGCUGCUAGUGGAGUAUGAUCAGUGCGGUACAAAAAACUUCUUUUCACGACCUGCUUUUCUUUAUGUGCUGCAGAGCCUGGAAGAAAAAGUGUAUGUUUGUCAUGCACGGCUCCACUCAGUCUCAGACUGUGACUGAGCGCACGUGCAACUCGUGGAGUGGUUGAAUAUGGACGGUUUAUGUAGACCACUGUGGUUUUUGUGUCCUCUGAACUUGCUGUUUUGGACGAGAACAGUAUCGCCGCUGUUUAAAGGGUCCUUAGUUUGGAUUCGUCCGUUGAUGUUUGAAUUUACACUUUCAGGUCCUUUGACACCUACUCCAAUGUUGCUGUUCGGAACGAUUUGGGUAUGGGUAACAGCGAUCGCGCCCGGUUUUUUAGGGCUUGUCCGCGGUUACCGUUCGGGCGGCUGUUCAAGAAUUACGCAGCAGUUUCGCGAGGUCAUGCAAGUGCUGACGCAUUGGGGUAAGACGAACAAGACAUUGCUAUCUCUGAUGAUUUUGUAUGUAAGUACUCAAAAUGUAGUGAUGCAGCUUCCACACAUCCAUGCAAAAACAGACGCACAAGAAUGAUUUGAGUUGUGCAACGCAUUAGCGCAAUUGCCUACCUGCUUCAAAAGCGUAAAGAUGUUGAUAAGUACUUCCAUAUACAGGUGUCUCGCCCGGCAGCAGCAUCAAAGACGUACGAGUUCGGCUACGCCAGCAGGAAAUGGGAGCUGCGGCGGGGAUUACUGAGCGCCGUCUGAACAUCGGGCAGGGAAACACGGUACAAUGACAUGCGAUCGGAUUCGAACUCUGCCUGUAGAAAUAAAAGACACCGAGACCGACGAAAACAUUGUUCGUGAAAGAACACUACACAGAUCUUCAUGCGAAUCUGGAUUAAAUCGUUAUCGGUCUAUUCCGUCGCGCUCGUGUUGAACAACGACAAACGCAUACUCACAUCGUGCUAUGCUGUACUAGAAAAGGGACGGUCUUUCUUGUGCCUGUACGAAUUACAUUAUUGGCAAAGCAUCCACUUCAGGUAUUGGACCUCCGUCGGGAGAUUGCGCGCAUUACAGGGACUGAACAGGACUUGUGGCAGGUGUGGCGGCUGAACCCGGCAGCGCCACCUCAUUUGCUGCAUGACUCGGCGCAGCUGGACUCUCUGUCGGAAACGCGCCGGGCGAUACUUGUUUUCGACCUUGAUGAGGCGGAGCGACGCAGAUCGGGGGGUUGGACGGGGCGCGUGGGCGCUGUGGGGCGAGGAGCAGAGCAUUCCGUGCGCGCCGCGUCCAGCGCAGCUUCGAGUAGCGGCGGCAGGUCUUCGUCGGAUCAAGAUCGUGGCGCAGAGGAGGCGGGAAAUCGAGCAGAGCAAGGCCUUGUACAAGCUGGACAGAUGAGUCACAUCCCGGUCUUGGCGGGACACCACGCAAAUAAUUCCGAAGGUGCCUCUAAGUAGAAUACUUUUUCACAAGAGAGAACUUCCUGAGGUUUUUGGAACGGCCGAGAAUUUUUGCGAUUUUUUGGUGUGAAUAUUCUACGCUUCGCUAGUACUACUUCAGAUCGCUUGACUCUAUCUUGGCGAAACAGAAAGUUAACAAGAAGUCAAGAUGAUGAAUUAUUCAUGUACAUACGUUCGCAUAAUAAAACAGCUGAUCUACCGUUUCAACCCGAGCAACGGAACUACAACAACCUGCCGAGUUCGUCCUCGUCGUCAUCCCUGGCUUCCCAGGGCCAAAGCCAAGUGGACAACCUUUUCGACCAGCACUCUCUGCACCACGGGAGUCUCAACAACGCGUCUCACUUGCACCAGCCAUCAGUGCCUGCCGACUUUGCUGCGACGAGACCGGCUCCCGCAGCUUCGGCGGGUAGUCCUCUGGGGCUCUCCGCUGGAGCUGCGAGCGCUGCUGGUGGGCCAGGCGGCGUUUCCCUGUUGACCACAGCCCAGCGUGAACAGCUCUCGCAAUUUGGGAC
Amoebophrya sp. A120 is the source of this 2448-nucleotide messenger RNA. The record is from the annotation of a GenBank genome assembly. NCBI's taxonomy places the organism in Eukaryota, Dinophyceae, Syndiniales, Amoebophryaceae.